This is a messenger RNA of Symbiodinium sp. CCMP2456, 738 nucleotides long. NCBI's taxonomy places the organism in Eukaryota, Dinophyceae, Suessiales, Symbiodiniaceae. The record is from the annotation of a GenBank genome assembly.
AUGUCAGGAAGCCUCGAUUGCGACAGGGCCGCAUACCCGUAUCAGCCUGUGUGCCGCUGCAGUGGCACCACGUCCACAACGACGCUGUCGGAUCGUUGGUUUGUGGGGGACUCCCAAGACACUUGCAACGAUCUGUGCCAGUUCAAGGGCUACACGGGUUGCGAUGCCGAGAAAACUGCAGAGCUAAUCAGGCGGCCAAGAGUGUCACGGGUGAUGGACUUCCUGAACACGAGCUGCGCAUCUUUUGCUGACAGUCCGUUGAGCAACCUCUUCCCGGCAUACACCGAAAACCAGAAGUGCUUCUUCAUGUCAGGAACCCUUAAUUGCGAUGCGGAUCGCGUGGGGUAUCGGCCCAUCUGCCAUUGCAGCAACACUACCUCAACGACGACGCUGGCCCAUUGGUUUGUGGGUGAGGAGGAAGACAGCUGCAACGACCUGUGUCAGUUCAAGGGCUACACCGGUUGCGAUGCCGAGAAGACCGGAGGACUCGUGAGGCAGCCGAAGAUGUCGCGUGUGAUGGACUUCCUGAACACGAGCUGCGCGUCUUUUGGUAACAGUCCGUUGAGCAACUUCCCGGCAUACAGGAAGGACCUGGAGAGGUGUUGGUACAUGUCGGGAAGCCUCGAUUGCGACAGGGCCGCGUACCCGUAUCAGCCUGUGUGCCGCUGCAGUGGCACCACGUCCACAACGACGCUGUCGGUCGCCCGGCUGCAGAAUAGCCCUGCGCUCGUGCUCUGA